GCCAUGCAAAGAGAAUAUUUUAUCAGCAGAAGAAGAGAUGACAGACGAGAAGCGACAGGCGGUCUACCUGGACAUGGAUCACCUGCUGCUGGUGCUGCUGUUGCUGUGGAGCUCAGGACUCCAGGCUGAAGGAAAUCACACCUCAACAGGUGCUCGGUGUGAAACCACAGCCAAGGCUGACAUCGUGCUGUUGGUGGACGGCUCCUGGAGCAUCGGCCUAAAAAACUUUGCAAUCAUCCGGUCCUUUGUCAGUAGAACACUCGAUGAAUUCUUCAUCGGCCCAGACCGAGUCCAGAUUGGUCUGGUUCAGUACAGUCGUAAUCCACACACUGAGUGGCACCUGAACACCCACCAGACCAAGUAUUCUCUGCUGAAGGCCAUACGCACGAUGCCAUACAGAGGAGGAAGCACCAAUACAGGAAAGGCUCUUAACUACACCCUGAAGAACAACUUCCAGCCCGAUGUGGGAAUGCGUGCAGACUCCAAAAAAAUUGCUGUCUUGCUGACUGACGGACAGUCCAGUGAUGACGUCCGGCUCCCCUCGAAGAAGCUGAAGGAUGCUGGGAUAGAGAUCUACGCUAUUGGUGUGAAGGAUGCUCCUGAGAAUGAGCUGACAUUCAUCGCCUCCAAUCCCGAUGAAAUUCACGUUUACAGUAUCGAGGACUUCUCAAUUCUGCCAGACAUCAUCAGCAGCCUCACUAUCAAUCUCUGUAGCAGUGCUAAUAGCUUAGGUGAGCAAAGAGUCCAUCAUAAAUAAACCACAAUAGGUGUUAG
Messenger RNA from Micropterus salmoides (largemouth bass), 774 nucleotides. RefSeq names its product collagen alpha-1(XII) chain-like. Gene Ontology annotation, biological process: endodermal cell differentiation. Bases 38 to 757 code for a protein of 239 amino acids. The transcript is spliced from 6 exons. The record is from RefSeq and is a predicted model, not a curated record. Lineage: Eukaryota; Metazoa; Chordata; Actinopteri; Centrarchiformes; Centrarchidae.